Molecule: messenger RNA, 2342 nt
Organism: Trichomycterus rosablanca
Lineage: Eukaryota; Metazoa; Chordata; Actinopteri; Siluriformes; Trichomycteridae
Gene: tmem168a
Product: transmembrane protein 168a
Exons: 5
Coding region: 223-2274 (683 amino acids)
Source: RefSeq, a predicted model, not a curated record
UCUGUAUGCAGUUAUGCACUCCGAACUCAAUCGCUUUUUUGACGGUGUGAACUUCCUAGGACGCCGUCGUUCAGAAGAAACAUGGAGCUCAGGGAAAGAAAGUUGUUUCGCGAGUAAAGGUGUUGAGAAAAUGAAUAUGGAGGAUUUAAAAACAUCUCUGGAGAGCUGCUAAUUUUCAGAUGACUUAAGGAGUAAGACCUAAAUAUCCAACCUCUAUCCACAAUGACUUCUGGGGAGUCAGGCAAAGAGGUGGACAUGUGGUCCUCCAUCCGCAUCCUGGGUUACCUGUCCAGCGUCAACCUGCUGGUGGCAGUAUGUCUGGGCAUGUACGUGCGAUGGGAGCUCACAGCCGAACCAACAAUACUGGUCAUCUUCAUCCUAGGCCUCUUUGUCUUGGGCAUCUCCAGCAUCCUGUAUUACUACUUCUCUAUGGAAUGGGCCAGCUUGAGUUUGUUCCAUCUUUGGUUUGGCUUCCUUCAGGGCCUCCUGUGUUUCCUUAACAGCCCUUUAUUGGAGAAGGACAUAAAAGAGCAAGUGACAAACUAUCUGCUGCUGGCCAGCGUCGCUGUGCGCUCUCUGUGGGCUCUGACAGAGCGCAUAUGUGGCAGCAUCACCACCCGAAGAGUUGUCCUCACGUCAGCCGAGGGACUUGAACUACUUGGCUUUGGAAUAGCCAGCACUGCCAUGGUUCUCAGCAAAUCAGGAGCCAUCAUUACCCUUCUGGUUGCCUUAGGGGCCAUCAUCGUAGACCUGCGCAUGAAGUCUCUGUUGGCGCUCACUAAUCUCAUCUUCUUUUCAGUAGUCACCUCUUUCACCUUCUUCCAGGCUUUAAAAGUCCAGGCCAACCCAUUUGCUCUGGGCUGCUAUCUGGGGCGACUUAUUUGUGAGCCACUGCUGGACGUUUACUUUAGUGGACUUUCGGUAACCGAGCGCUGGAUGCCCUUUCUGUCAUGCCGUGGGCUGUGGCGGAGGCUCUCUCUUUUCCCUUUGAGCAUAGUGGAGCUAACGUUCUUUGUGCUCUGUUCCCUGAAGCUGGGGCAGCUGGAAAUCUGGUAUCUGGUCAUCCCUGGCUUCUGUGUGUUUGGCCUCUUCUGGAUACUGUGCCACAUAGUGUUCCUCAUCACGCUUUGGGGCUUCCAUACCAAGCUAAGUGAGUGCCAGAGGGUCAAAGCCACUCAGCGGUCAGAAACACGCACUCUGGACAGGAUCAUGGCUUCCAGAGGGAUGCGCCAUUUCUGCCUCAUCUCACAACGACUGGUGUUCUUCAGCCUACUCUCAACUGCCAUCCUAGGAGCUGUGUCAUGGCAGAUGUCCAACGCACUCUUCAUGAGCAUGUUUCUGGUGGUGCUGUCUCUCGAGUCUUUGGCGCACGGACUGUUCCAUGAGUUGGGAAAUUGCCUGGGAGGAACCUGUGUGGGUUAUGCUGUAGUUAUUCCUACCAGCUACUGCAGCGUGGAUGGACAGCCGGUACUGCUUCCUCCAGAACAGGUGCAAGCGCUAAACCUGCGUUCCACAGCAACACUCAAUGCCAUUCAGCGCCUCUUCUCGCACCACCUGAUCCAGACAUUUGGGUGUGAUUACUCUACCAGUGGCAUGAGUCUGGAGGCACUGCAGGCUAAACUGCGUUCUUUCCUGGAGCUGCACACCGCUGAUGGUCCCCGCCAUGAUACAUACCUCAUCUACUACAGCGGCCACACACUGACCACAGGAGACUGGGCACUCACAGGUGGGGAAAGCAUGCGACUGGAGCAGCUUCUCGAUUGGUGGAGGGAACGCAACGUGGGCUUCUCCUCCCGCCUCAUUCUGGUGCUGGACACCGAAAACUCAGGGCCAUGGGUAAAGGCUGUCCGAAAGGUGGAAGGGCUCUACGUGGCUAUACAAGGAGCCGAGUUAAAUUCAGCAGGUGAUGUGGAAAGUGUAGACACCCCCCGCCCUGGAGACUUCACCUCUGAAUGGGUGGAGUACAACUGUGACCCAGAGAGUGGUGUGCAGUGGGCGGAGACAGGCCGUCGCAUCACAGCCAUAUAUGGCGUGUCUAAGUCCUGGAGCGACUACAGGCUCCACCUGCCCACAGGGAGCGAUGUGGCAAAGCACUGGAAGACCUACUUCCCCACGGCCACCUACCCACUGGUUUCUGUAGCCAACUGGUGCUGUGGGCUCAAUCUGCUGUGGCUGUGCAGUGCCUGCCUACGUUGCUUCAGAAGACUAAAACUGGGCUGGUUUCCUCCUGCCGUCCUCGACACUGGGCAGGGGAUCAAACUGGUACGAUCGUAGACAUAAGACAAAGACUUCUUUCAUUAUAUAUUGUCAUAUAAAAUAUGUGCCAUAUGUGCCUUAUGUUA